Messenger RNA from Diaporthe amygdali, 1644 nucleotides. RefSeq lists its product as uncharacterized. The coding region runs from base 1 to 1644 and encodes 547 amino acids. NCBI's taxonomy places the organism in Eukaryota, Fungi, Ascomycota, Sordariomycetes, Diaporthales, Diaporthaceae. The transcript has a single exon. Gene Ontology annotation, biological process: transmembrane transport. The record is from RefSeq and is a predicted model, not a curated record.
AUGGGCUUCAACCCGUUUCGGUCCGUGAAGAACUUCUUCCACGACCUCAAAAACGCCCCUGAGGCCCAGUACAUUACUUCGGCGGCGGCACCAACUCAAUAUCCCAGCCAAGAGUCAUUCAACCUCCCCGAAAAAGUGCACUACCUCGAGACCAGCGCACGUCUGAGCCGGCACUUCACACAUGAGUCACUUGAGCAACUAGGCCAGGCGGGGACCGCGCCCCUGCCUCCACGUCCGGAUAAGAAGAAGGGCAGUGUCCUUGAUGCAGUAGUGAGAGCGGCAGGGUCGAGGUGGACACUGGGUGUGGUGCUUCUUCUGCUUGUCGUUUGGGGAGUCUUGGGCGCCGUCUUUGGUCCCACGGAUACCUGGCAGGUCAUUCUUCAGGAUGUCUCCUCCAUCCAGGCUUACACAUCUGCUACACUUCUCAUGCGGCAGCAGAACAACAACACCCGAGGCCUCCUUCAAAGAAUCUGCGGCCUCAUCUCCCGCAGCGAGUCCAACGAACGCAUGGUCCGUUCCCUCACGGCUGAGCAGCGCGCCAGGCUGAGGGCCUCAACCCAGAAGAUCAGGUCUGAGGUCAUUGACUCCCUGCAUCACAAGCAGGAUAUGUUCGACAAGAUCUCUAACGGCGUAGCCAAGGCUACUGGAUCUCUAAUUGCCCUACUCAUCUAUUGGGCAGGCAUCAUUGGCUGGGUGUUCUCAGGAAUUCCGCUGCAAUUCUCCGAUACUUGGCAACUCGACGUCAACACCGCCACGGCGUUAGAAAUCACUUUCACCACGGUCUUCUUGCAGAACAUCCGUAGCUCUCAUGACAAGCACCUCGACGCGACAGUGCAGGGGAUUGAGCGCCUCGACACGGAAAUUGAGAUGCAGCUUCGUCGCAUGACCGGUGACAUGACCCCCAAUCCUACCAUCGCCAGCGAACCUUUCAAGUUGAACAGAUGGGUCAAGGGUCUUGACAUCUACGCAUACAUCAUUGGAGGCUCAGUUGGUCUCGUGAUCUCCGCCUUUGUCUUUGGAACGUGGAUCCUGGUCGGAGACCCAAUGGAAUUCGAUGACAACUGGUUCCUGAUCAUCGGCACAUACACCGGUCUGAUUGGCUUCAUCGAUGGAUUCAUCCUCAAGAAUGUGGAUGCGCGUGAGGCCAAGUUGGCUCUGAAACACUUCGACAGAUUGGUCGCCCAGGACCGCAAGAUCUUUGGGCUUAUUGGUAUUGAGGUGCCGCAGAGCCAGCACGUGGUGAAGGACUCACUUAACAUCCGCAUCAGCAAGACAGUGGGAAGAUGGGUAGAAAGCACCACUGCCAGCUGGGGAUCUAUCAUGACAGUCUUCGCCCUUCUCAUCGUCGCGUCAGCAAUGCAGUGGACGGAGACAGGCCAGCUGCUCUGCAACACCCCGACUAUGAUUGUCGAGGGAUUCCUGCUUCUGACGCUAAUCCAAGCUGAGAAUAUUGCGGAUGAUAAGAAGCGGGUAACCUAUGAGGAUAUCCUGAACCGGCGGCUUAUUCUAGACAAGCACCUGGCAGGCUGGGGUGGAAAUGACGAUGACUCGGAUGAUGGUAUGAGUUACAAUGAAAAGGAUGGAGUUGUGGUGCAGACCUUCACUAUCAACGGCCAGGAUGUUGAGAUGGGUGGUUCUUUCUAG